Molecule: messenger RNA, 654 nt
Organism: Neoarthrinium moseri
Lineage: Eukaryota; Fungi; Ascomycota; Sordariomycetes; Amphisphaeriales; Apiosporaceae
Exons: 5
Coding region: 1-654 (217 amino acids)
Source: RefSeq, a predicted model, not a curated record
AUGAUGAUUGUCACGCUUCUCCUCUCCUUCCUGGCCUUCAGUGGUCAAGCCUCAGCGGCAACAUGGUAUUUCCUCCGCUAUUAUACGCCGUCCGGCGCCAAAUUCACUUCUUUUUCCGGAGAGAUGGUCAUUCCGGCACUACCCAAGGCUGGGACAUACUAUCUGUGGCCAGGGCUACAGCCGACUGAUAACAGUGGCGUAUACCAGAAUGUCUUGGAUGGAAGGAGUGGGACGUGGUGGAUCGGAUCUGGAUGGUGUUGUAGCAAUCCGAGCCUGCCCUGGGGCGGUGGUUUCAACACAUACGCUGGAGACACCGUCACCUUUAGCAAUACACUUAAGAGUGACAACUCUGGCUGGACUUCUACCAUAAGCAAGUCCGGUUCUACUGCCACUGACACCUUCGCCCUUGCAAGCAAAUCAUUCAACCAGGUUCUCUUUGCUAUCGAGCUCACUGGAGUAAGUUGGGACUUUGGACAAUUGGCUUUCAAGAACGUCAGGAUUACAAGCACUGGUACUGAUUCAAGUUGGUGCAACUCGUCACCUGAAAACUACAACGGCGCCACAACGUACUCAAUCAGCGGUGUCAAAGCUAGCGUCAGCGGAAACACUGUGACUUGCACCAUCAGCUCUGUCAUUCUGCAGAAGCCUAAAUGA